AUGAAGUACUCUACAGUUGCUCUUGGUCUGUUGCUGGCCGGCACUUCUCAGGCAAAGCAAUAUGGCUUUCUCAAGGACAAUGGCAAUGGCUCUUGGAUUAUUGGAAACGAUGUCUGGAACAUGACUCAAGAACGUAUCUAUGGUUCCAAGUUGUACUACAAGGAUCAAGAACUUGUCGGCGAAGCUACUGGUCACUACGUCAGUUACAAUGGAGCAGCCAGCAACCUUGCGUGGACAAGUGCAAAGAUUGUCAAGACUGGAAGCAAUUACAUCGAUGUCCAGUUCGACGCCACUGAAGGCGAGAUGCAUUGGGUCAUCUUCAACGGUCUCGCUGGCGCAUAUCAAUACUUUGUCAACCGCGCUCUGCCAGUCCUAGGAGAGUUCCGCACGCUCUGGAGACUAGACAAUGAAACUUUCACCAGUGCUUACAAUGCAGACAAGGAUGGUGUUUUACCUCCAUUGUCCGAAUACGCCAUCUCGACCAAGAUUCAGGAUGAGACUUGGAAGACACCGGAAGGGAAGUAUUUGACCAAGUAUGAUUGGUCUGGUUUUGUCAGAGAGCAAGAGUAUUGGGGUGUGUAUGGUGACAAUUUUGGCAGUUGGUAUCUGCACCCUGGCAAGGAUUACUUCAACGGCGAUCAUCUGAAGCAAGAGUUGAUGAACCACCGCGAAUCUGCAACUGGAGACGCCGUCCAACUCAACAUGAUUCACGGCACCCACUUCCAAGCCCUGUCUAACGAUGUCCUCCCCAAUGGCAAAAUCUGGGGGCCCUGGCUCUGGUACCUCAACGAUGGAACAAAAGCAGAUGUCGACCGCCGCUACAACAACGAGAUCAAUUCUUGGCCCUACAAAUGGCUCGACGACGCAGCAUACAACUCCCGCGUCGCUUCCGUGACAGGAAAACUCCUCCUCUCCGAUGGCAGACCUGCUGCAGGCGCUGCUGUAUUCCUCGGCGACAAUCACCCCAACAAGACAACUUUGGACAUGGGCAGUGAUUACUACUACACCACCUACGCCGACAACGAUGGUUCUUUCCGCUUCACAGACGUCCGUACUGGACUUUAUGCUCUUCAAGCUUGGUCAAACGGCGGCAGUAUCGGCGAUGUCACCACCACAUUUCUCAAAAACGACGUCGAUGUUUCUGGCUCUGCGACUAGUAAAACUCGUCUGGAUAAAUUGACAUGGUCUGUUCCUACUUCAAACACGAUUUUCCAAGUCGGCGAGUUCGACAGAAAAUCCACCGGUUUCGCUUUCUCUGGAGGCUUUGGAGCCGGACGCGUGGACAAGUGUCCCGCUAAUCUGACUUAUACCGUCGGAAGCAGUAAAACCGCAGAUUGGUGUUUUGCCCAAAACGCAAAGGGAACUUACAGUAUUGCUUUUCCUCUGCCGCUUUCGAACACCACCACUUCUGACGCGCUUUUGACGGUCAGUUUGGCUGGAUAUUCUCAAGGUACCACUGUUAAUAUCUUUGCUAAUGAUGUGAGGAUCGGGAAUCUGAGCAGUAGUGGCAUUUUGAGUGAUCCUAGUUUGUAUCGUUCUGGCACUGUGGCUGGGGAGUGGCAUCAGUUCGAAUUCCCUAUCAAUGGGAGUUCGUUGAAAGCGAGUAACAAGAUUGAUUUUAGGGUUACGAGUUUAUCGACCAGUUUGUGGAGGGGACCGAUUUAUGAUGCUAUCAAGUUGGAGUGGAUUUAG
Messenger RNA from Aureobasidium pullulans EXF-150, 1692 nucleotides. RefSeq names its product polysaccharide lyase family 4 protein. The transcript has 4 exons. The record is from RefSeq and is a predicted model, not a curated record. NCBI's taxonomy places the organism in Eukaryota, Fungi, Ascomycota, Dothideomycetes, Dothideales, Saccotheciaceae. Gene Ontology annotation, molecular function: carbohydrate binding; catalytic activity. Gene Ontology annotation, biological process: carbohydrate metabolic process. Bases 1 to 1692 code for a protein of 563 amino acids.